CAUUUUGUACACACAAUGCAGUUAGGUCGUACUACGCUAUUCUAUCAGUCAUUUUUAGUUGUUCUUUCGACAUUGAUUCCAACUAUUUCCAACCAGUGUAUGUCACAUGAACGGUGCCCCGAACCACACGAUUCACAUUCUAAAUGUUGCACCGAAUUAACGAGAAAUGCAGCAUCUACAAUUCCAGCAUUUGUGGAAAUGGUUACGGAAAAGUCGAAAACUAUAACCACCACCCAACGACGCCCAACGAAGACGACGACGCUUCGAACAGCAAAGUUUUCAUUAAAAGUAAAUACAACAAUCAUCAGUUGUGGCAGACAAAUGUUAGACAAUAAUAAAAUUGUUGGCGGAAGUGAAACGAAGUUUGGGGAAUUUCCUUGGAUGGCUGUGCUGCUUUAUUCAAAGUACAAUCACAAUGUAUGUGCUGGAUCAGUUAUUCAGAGAAAAUUUAUCCUGACAGCUGCUCAUUGCUUGGUUGGACGAGCUUUGUUUAUUAUAGGAAAGCCCUACAAAGUGCGUCUGGGCGAAUAUGAUCUAACCACCGAUCCAGAUUGUAUGACCAAUUUCUGUGCACCCAAUGCCGUUGAUAUUCAAAUUUCAAGAACAUAUCCACACCCAAAGUACCAAUCAAAAGCUAAAAGCAGUUUUGACAUCGGCCUCGUUAAAUUGGUGGAUGAAAUCGUGUACAAUGAUUACAUUCAACCCAUUUGUUUUGAUAAAACUGUGAAUUUUGUCGGCGAAUGGUUCUAUGUGGCAGGAUGGGGUAGGACAGAACAAGAUUUGAGUAGUAAUCGUUUACUAAAAGCUUCUAUUCACUAUGCGAAUAUAACGAGAUGCCAGCAAGCUUAUAAUUCAAUCAACGUUAGAGACGACCAAAUAUGUGCUGGUGGUGAUAACGGAAUAGACUCUUGUAGUGGAGAUAGUGGUGGUCCCCUAAUGUUGCUAAAAAAUAGCAUUUGGUCGGUUGUUGGCAUUGUAUCGAAAGGGCCCAGCAAUUGCGGAAAGAACAAUUAUCCCGCUUUGUACACAAGAAUUGACACGCAUUUGAAAUGGUUGCAGAGAAAAAUGUUAUCAGCAUUAUUUACCGAAAGAAAACUAGUUUUUUGCAUUAAACUUAUCAGAAUGAGUGUUAACAGAAUGUUUAGCUUUAUUAGUGUAAUUUUAAUUGUUUCUUUUAUCAGCUGUGCAUUCAGUCAGUCAUGUUCACCUUCAACAACUUGUAUGUCAAUUUAUGAUUGUCCACCGAUUCUCAACACAAUCCAACAGACAAUAUCUGCUAGCCAGGCAGAGAGUUUGAGACGUUUAGCAUGCACAUCCGGGGCCGGAAGGUAUCCGUAUGUCUGCUGCCCUCAAGAAACAUCGACAGCUUAUGUACCCCAACGCUCAAUUACUCGUCCAUCAAAUGGCCGGGGAAAUGUACUACCUGGUAAAGGAACGUGUGGUGUCGAAUCCUUCGGCGAAAGAGUAUAUGGUGGUCGAUCUACCGCACUGGAUGAGUUUCCAUGGAUGGCAUUGUUGGAAUACUCAAAACCCAAUAGUCCUGUUCGCACCAUCAGCUGUGGAGGUGUGCUAAUCAAUCAAAGAUAUGUACUUACAGCGGCACAUUGUUUGGUUGGUGAAAUCGAAAGAAAAAUUGGAAAAUUGAUUAACGUGCGAUUAGGUGAAUAUGACAUAACGACUACCACCGACUGUAUCAAAUCGGAUUGCGCUGAUCCCGUUCAGAACAUGGGCAUCGAGGAGAUAAUUGCUCAUCCUAGUUACAACGAAAGAAAUCGGAAUAAAACGAACGACAUAGGAUUGGUGCGACUGGCUGAAGACGUUUUUUAUUCGGAUUUCGUUAAGCCCAUCUGCCUCCCAUCAACAGUAGGAGCAACCAGAUCGGCAACCAUGGCUUCGCUACAAGUAGCAGGAUGGGGCAGAACGUUGGAGAGUCGACAGAGCAACACUAAACAAAAGCUGGAAUUGCCGAUUUUCGAUCAUUUACAGUGUCAAGAGAAAUUUGCAACUGCUAACACGUUCAUUGAUGAUUCGCAACUCUGUGCGGGAGGCAUCUACACACAAGAUGCUUGCGAUGGGGAUUCAGGAGGUCCACUGAUGAAAUUCACGGACAACUAUUGGAUCGUCGAAGGUAUCGUGUCUUUUGGUCGAGCAUGUGGAUUAGAAGGUUGGCCAGGUGUUUAUACUAGAGUGUCAAGCUUUGAGGAUUGGAUUGAGAAUAACAUGAGACCAUAGGUCGGUGCCGUAUGAAAUAAUUUAUUUUACUUGAGUGUUAAUUAUGGUCAAUUUUCGAAUAAUUAAAGUUCAACUUUGCGCGAAAA
Bradysia coprophila is the source of this 2318-nucleotide messenger RNA. Its product is annotated as serine protease 7. Gene Ontology annotation, molecular function: serine-type endopeptidase activity. NCBI's taxonomy places the organism in Eukaryota, Metazoa, Arthropoda, Insecta, Diptera, Sciaridae. Gene Ontology annotation, biological process: proteolysis. The record is from RefSeq and is a predicted model, not a curated record.